Messenger RNA from Formica exsecta, 2007 nucleotides. It is a transcript of the gene Ada, whose product is annotated as adenosine deaminase-like protein. NCBI's taxonomy places the organism in Eukaryota, Metazoa, Arthropoda, Insecta, Hymenoptera, Formicidae. Gene Ontology annotation, molecular function: adenosine deaminase activity. The record is from RefSeq and is a predicted model, not a curated record. Gene Ontology annotation, biological process: adenosine catabolic process; inosine biosynthetic process. Bases 141 to 1157 code for a protein of 338 amino acids. The transcript has 7 exons.
UAACGUAAUAAAGUACGAGGCGAUACGAAUGAUUUGUAGUUGUUUAUGUAGCGGGAAAAUAUUGGUCUUUUAUAGAACUAUAGAAUAUUUUUAAAAAGUUGUGUACGAGGAAAAAAGAUAUUGGAAAACGUUUCAUUAUAAUGGAUAUGCAGGAUUUCUGUCGAAGAUUACCUAAAGUGGAACUUCAUGCACAUUUAAAUGGUUCAUUAAGUAUGAAUACCCUGCAAAAAUUAUACAAAAUGCAAGAUUCAGAUGUUGCUCUAUGUGAUCAAGCUUUUAUGAAUACCACUAAUUUCUCAUCCUUAAGCGAAUGUUUUAAAGUAUUUGAUAUAGCACAUGCGCUAACAAUUACACCACAGGCUGUAUUUAUUGCUACUUGCGAUGUGAUAAAAGAAUUUCACGAGGACAAUGUGAUUUAUUUAGAAUUGAGAAGCACACCUCGUGCUGUAAAGGACUCAAUGACGAAAACAGAAUAUCUUGAGGCAAUAAUAAAAGCUUUCGAAACAUCCAAAUCGCAGUUUCCACAGAUUCUUGUAAAACUAUUAAUAUCUAUUAAUAGGAAACAAGGUUAUGAAUCUGCAAAAGAAAAUAUUAAUCUUGCGAUAGAGUUUAUGAAGAGAUACCCAGAAUACAUUGUUGGUAUCGAUCUUAGCGGUGAUCCAGCUGUGAGCUAUUCAUUUUUAGAAUUAUUAGAAAUGUCUAGAAAAGCAGGACUUAAAAUUGCAGCUCAUUGUGCAGAGGUACCAAAUGAAAUGGAAAUAGAUGAUAUAUUAAAAUUUAAACCCAAUCGAUUGGGACAUUGCACUUGCAUCCAUCCUAGCUUGCAAGGUUCUCAGCAAUUGUUUGAUAUGUUAUUGGAAUCCAAAAUUCCUGUUGAGUUAUGCUUGACGUCAAAUGUGAAAUGUAAAACAGUACCAUCCUAUGCAUCUCAUCAGUUUAAAUAUUUAUACGAAGCUGGACAUCCUAUAACAAUUGGAACCGAUGACAAAGGUGUUUUCAACACAUGUUUGUCAGAGGAAUUGCAGUUAUUAAGCUCUGUUUUUAAUAUCGGAAAAGAACAGCUUAAAAAAUUGUCUAUGUUAUCUGUGCAAUACAGUUUUGCAAAUGCAAAAGAAAAAGAAAGUUUAUCGUCGAUAAUUGAGAGUUUUCAUAUUUAGUAUGUUCUUUUUAUUUUGCUUUGGUUUUAACUGACAUCAAAUGCUUUUUUAUUAUCUGCGCAUGCGUGCCUGUGUGUCUGUAUAUGUGUGUAUUUCUUUUAUUAAUAUUUUAGAGACAUUUAGACAGUUUCUCAGUUAAAAUAAGAACAUUUCUAAUAAAAAGAAAGAGAUGCAAUGCAUCUAUUCUGAUAUUCAAGAUGAUACAUAUAAAAGUAACAUCAAUUUUAUUCAUAAUGUCGGCUAUUGUAUGUGUUUACAUACAUUCACAUACAAUAAUUAAUUUUUUAUUUAUAUAUGAAGACUAUAUAUUCGUUUAACAUUAUUAGUAUGCCAUCUUGUUUCUCUCCAUAUUAUAUAUUUACAAUAUUUAUGAUAGUUAUUCGAAUAAUGUACCUAUAAGUAUAAUAUGUCUUUUGCAAUGAUUGAAGAAUCAAUAAUAACUAGAAACUGGAUACAUCGCCGCAUAGUAUAUCCUUAACAAUCGCUUAGCGCGCUUUUUCAUGAUCUUAAUAUAAUUUCUUAUCAUAUUCUUAAAAGUAUUUAUUUGCUAGUUUUUCUAUUGUGCAUUUCACAAUUUUAUAUCAAAAACUAUGAAUUAAAACUUUCUUGGUACUAAAAACACAAUUACGAGCAUCUCAUCAUUGAUGCUUCAAUAAUAUUACAGACAGUUAAUGUCCCCUAACUUUUUUUAUAAAUAAUUUACACAUACGUUGAGUCUCGAUAAAAUAAAACGAAGAAUAACAAAGAUUUGAUUCAAUGUUAUUUCGUGAUUUAAUUAUUAUUUGUUAUCACAUUGUAACAAUUUAUAGUAAUAGAUGUUAUACUAUAUAAUAUGUAAUGACAAUAUUAU